CGCGGCUCCCGCUCUCAGUCGGCGUGGUAGUAAAGUCGAUACGUAUCAAGUUAGUUCCUCGCGUACAAAAUCCACAGGACACAGAAAAUCCAAAACUUGAUCUUCCUUCUUGCCUAGCAUUGCCAUUGGGCGUCGUUAUUUCAAGUUGUGAUUAAACAUGGCUGCUCCUUCAAGCGUGUGUUUGAUUCCAAAAUGGAAACAAGAGAACGGCAUGACGAAGCCACCAUUGGCGGGGGCCACCAGGGCGAGAGAAGCUCCGCCCAGCAUCUUCAGGAAACUGUACGAUAGGGGAGACCUCCCUAUCGUGUUACAGCACGACUCCAUGGGCAACAAGAUCAUCUGGAAGAGAGAGUUAGAGGAGCUCGACUACCACCACUACCUCCCGUUAUUCUUUGACGGUCUCACCGAAAUGGACCAUCCCUACAGCUUCUUUGCCUAUCAAGGUAUCAGCGAUCUACUUGAGCACGGAGGAACGAAAAUACUGCCCGUGGUUCCACAACUAAUUAUCCCACUCAAAGAGGCUCUGAAUACACGCAACAAGCAACUAGUGUGCACCACUUUGAAAGUCCUGCAGCAUCUCGUGCGUUCGGCAGAGCUGGUUGGUGAGGCAUUGGUGCCCUAUUACCGACACAUUCUGCCCGUCCUCAACAUCUUCAAGAGUCAAAACUUCAACCUUGGCGACGGAAUCGAAUACAGCCAACACAGGCGAGAGAAUAUCGGCGAUCUGAUAGAAGAAACAUUGAGGGCGCUAGAGCGCUACGGCGGCGACGAGGCAUACACGUACAUCAGAUACAUGGUGCCAACCUACCAAUCAUGUCACGAGAAUCCCUGAUGAAUAUUCAUCAGGAGCGAACUUAAAUAUGAAUAUUCUUAAUUCUUGCAAAGCUUUGCAACAUGUAUAUUACAAGGAACACUAUAUGAGGUACGUAUCAAAUUUAUUUUUAAAAAUCAGAUUGUUCUAGUUCUUUUUUAUGUGUAAAAACAAACGUUUUUGACUACCAAAAGACAAUCCAAACAAGUAACUUUUUUUUAACUUUGUUUUAAUGACGAAUAAUAUCAAAACAUUUUCAAUGAAAUAACAAUCAGUUAUGGUAAAUUGUAAAAAAUAACGAAUUCCUUGUAGUAAAUGCUAUCAACAAGUUCAUUUUUAAAUUCAAAUCUACUCAAAUCAAUGGCCUCCUGUUUAUUUAAAACAAAACAAAAAACUGUAAGUUGAAACAAAAAAACUGAAACUUACUGUCAUCUUCAUUGCAAUAUGGAUAACUUUUUAUGCCACUGCAAGUUGAACAAAAAUGGAAUUUUCAUCCUUCUUCCCAUAGUUGAGUGUUCUGUCAGAGAACUGUGAACAAAAAAGUACAAAGACUGUAACGAACCAGUGUAACUGUUUUCCUUGAUGAAGCACAAUUAAUUUGCCACCCCCCCCCCCCAGAAAAAUGCUUUGUUUAUCUCCGUUUAUUGACAAAUGAUAAAGUUGUUUUUGGGAGCACUGUAACUUAGAAUUUCUGAAAAAUAAACUGAAGUUGUGUUUAACAACCACAUGUUUUGCAAUUAAUUCUGCAGUUUUCAGUGUUAACCAGCGCAGAUGUAUUUCAACUUUAAAAACAACUGUUUUCUUGUUUUUAUCUAAACAGGAGGCACAUCAACUCCAUCAAAAUUGUCUACCACUACAACAAAUCAUAAUAAGGACUACUAAGUACAAUAUUCCAUACAAAAAUACAUGAAUAUACAACUUUUCUUGCUUUUCAGGAAACAAAAAACACAAAAAAAACAAAAAGCAAACAAAGAGAAAACAUAUCUACAUGUUCAACUAUGGUAAACUAGCUAAAUGUCUAGUCUAUCUGUAUACGAAGAGAUUACAUAUUUAUUGUUAUUACGAAUGAACACCCUUGAUGGUGUUGUUCAUUCAAUGCAUAGAUAGACGGUGAUAAUUCAGAACAAAAUGUUUUGCAUAAAAAUCAAUUCUGGUAUUGCAUUUUCCUUUAGUUAUUUUUGACGGAAACAAAUUUCUUAAAGAAUCACCCCCCCCCCC
Messenger RNA from Patiria miniata (bat star), 2029 nucleotides. RefSeq names its product parkin coregulated gene protein homolog. The record is from RefSeq and is a predicted model, not a curated record. The transcript is spliced from 4 exons. Gene Ontology annotation, molecular function: Hsp90 protein binding; Hsp70 protein binding. Lineage: Eukaryota; Metazoa; Echinodermata; Asteroidea; Valvatida; Asterinidae. The coding region runs from base 158 to 832 and encodes 224 amino acids. Gene Ontology annotation, cellular component: cytosol; vesicle; neuron projection.